AUGCGGCUGUACCUCCUCCCCAUCUCUACGGGGCGAUCUCUCCUUUAUUGCAAAAGAAUCGACACACGGUCUGCGAAAGAGCUGAGCCGUCUUGACCGUAUUACUCAGAAAGCAUCAACUACCUGGGCGAAGUGGGAGCAGGCGGAGCAGGCCUGGAAAAAGAGGUUGGUGGCCUAUGGAAACCGGGUGUUGCAGCGCAUACCAUACGAAGAAUGGGGCCUGAAGAGCGUGCCUCCAUUGAGCACGAGGAGGCAAACUGAGGAGUUGCAGACCCAUACCCAGGUCUCGCUCGUUUACCCUAAGGGCAUCAUCCAGGAGAGCAAGGUCCUGGACUUGCUGAGAGACUUGGCUACCGCGAGACAACGUUUACACCGGAGACGAAUGUGGUGGAGCAUAUUCAUUGCGCCAUUGAUGCUGCCUGUUGCACUCAUACCUCUCGUCCCUAAUAUUCCUUUUUUCUACUUCGUAUACCGUGGAUGGUCGCAUUGGAGGGCAUUGAGCGGCUCAAAACAUCUUUGCUUUCUACUUGACAACAACCUCGUUACACCGAGGUCUCUUCCCGCCUUGGAGAAAUUUUAUGCCCAUCGCCUGAUGAUCAACAACUCCGUUCCUCCUGAAGCAAAUUCCAAGACCAACUGCCCAAACGAAGUGAUCCUGUUAGAAGCAUCCGACGGCAGACAAAUGGCUCAAAUAUUGGGACCUCAUGAACUCGCCGCUGAGAUAGAGCGAGCAGUGAGGCAAGUAAAACAUCUUCAUCAGGAAAAGAAAACGUCCUGA
Molecule: messenger RNA, 777 nt
Organism: Histoplasma mississippiense
Lineage: Eukaryota; Fungi; Ascomycota; Eurotiomycetes; Onygenales; Ajellomycetaceae
Exons: 3
Coding region: 1-777 (258 amino acids)
Biological process (GO): proton transmembrane transport; potassium ion transport
Cellular component (GO): mitochondrial inner membrane
Source: RefSeq, a predicted model, not a curated record